AACCAAGGAUGUGUCUUCUUCUCUUUGCAGGCAGCUUUGGAAUGUGUGCUCCAGAGACUUCACUUUCUUCCCCAAAGAGAAGAUUUUAUUUCAAUUAAAGCUGUUUACUUGGCACCUCUGGGCGACCCUUUUUGGAAGAGCCACAGCCAUGGGUGGCUUUGGAGUCUCACCUCGAAGGCACAAGUUCAUCCUGCUCGUGCUCUUUCUUUUGCACAUUCAGAGUCUGGGUCUGGACAUGGAAAGUCAUCCUACCACCGAAGUCUGUGCCACUCACACCAUUUCACCAGGACCCAAAGGAGACGAUGGUGAAAAAGGAGAUCCAGGAGAGGAGGGAAAGCUUGGCAAAGUGGGACGCAUGGGGCCAAAAGGAAUUAAGGGAGAACUGGGUGAUAUGGGAGACCAAGGCAACAUUGGCAAGACUGGGCCCAUUGGCAAGAAGGGUGACAAAGGGGAAAAGGGUUUGCCUGGGAUUCCUGGAGGAAAAGGCAAAGCAGGUACUGUCUGUGAUUGUGGAAGGUACCGGAAAGUUGUUGGGCAACUGGACAUUAGUGUUGCUCGCCUCAAGACAUCUAUGAAAUUCGUCAAGAAUGUCAUAGCAGGGAUUAGGGAAACGGAUGAGAAAUUCUACUACAUCGUGCAGGAAGAGAAGAGCUACAGGGAAUCCCUGACCCACUGCCGGAUCCGGGGCGGCAUGCUAGCCAUGCCCAAGGACGAAGCUGCCAACACACUCAUCGCGGACUAUGUAGCCAAGAGUGGCUUCUUCCGGGUCUUCAUCGGGGUGAAUGACCUUGAGAGGGAGGGACAGUAUGUGUUCACGGACAACACGCCACUGCAGAACUACAGCAACUGGAAGGAGGGGGAGCCCAGCGACCCCUAUGGUCAUGAGGACUGUGUGGAAAUGCUGAGCUCAGGCAGGUGGAAUGACACAGAGUGCCAUCUCACCAUGUACUUUGUCUGUGAGUUUGUCAAGAAGAAAAAGUAACUUCUCUCAUGCUACACAUUGGUUAUUCCCUGUGACUACCAUUGCUGUCCUUUUUAUCUAUCCUUUUCUCCCUAGUUAUGCUAAAUUUUUCUGACUCAGGACAAGUGGGAAGUGCUAAACUGAGGUUUGGAAUCUCCAUCGCCCUGUUCUUUGGUGACAGUUUUAAAGAUUUGCAUAUAUAGUAUAGUAUUGAGCCAACAGCUUACAUGGAUCUCAAGAAAGAGUUUGAAUUGUUAGUUGUGUGGGACCUGGUUGUUUAUGCCUCAAAUAAAUGUUCUCUUGGCAUUUGCUCUGUCCCCUCUCCCUAGAGCCCUAAUUGCUCUCUACCUGGCCCAGAAGAUAAUUGGGACAGUUGGUUGGUAAGGACUAGGAUAAUCUGUCAUUCCCAAAGUCAGACAUGUGGGAGGGUCUUAUGUUUUCUAGAAAUGCCAAGAUAUUAUUCAUCUUGGAAUCCAAGAUCCCUAGUUCUUUGAUUCGUCAUCACCGUAGCCAUUCUCAUACUUGCAAGUCCCUCUUGUUCACACAAACAUAGGAACACUUCACCCCCAACCUCUACAUGAAGAAUUUCUGGGCCAGUGACCUGUUCCAGGCCAUAUGGAAACACAGAGAAUCUUUUUGUGCUUCUGACCUAUAAUUUUCAGUGAAGAGUAUCAGGUAGCUUCCCUGGCUCCCUUCCUUUAGGCCUACAACUUAAUCCCAAACCCCCCAGAUGAUUAACUCUCUAACUUGAGGAAAAGGGACCUUUAGAAAUUAAAAAGAAAAAAAAAGAAGAGUGUUUGUUCCCAAACACUAUGAUGUCUAAUCCUCCUGCUAAAUUGCCCCUUGCUACUAAUAUGGCUCCAUUUUUCCUUGUCUUAGGUUGACUCAUAUCAACUUUCCUCUCUUAGUCAUGGGGAAUGAUGGAUGGGGUUUCUGAAGCCUUUGGAAAACUCUAGAAGCUUCCUAGUGCUACCAACAUCAAGUCUCUAAUCCCCCUCCUCCCUAUAUCUAAUUUAUCACUCGGGCCAACAUGUUGUGGAAGGCCUUUUACUGCCAUAACUACAUGUUGUAAAAUCCCAGCACAGAGAUGCCCUUUCUAGUACUCUGACAUCACAGGAAUGUCAGGCAUGGAGUUUGGAACAUGCCUAGGAAUCACAUUUACUGAGCUGAUGAAGUUCUACUUUGAACUACAGAUCAAACUUCUAAGCAGCUUUCAUUUUGGAA
Messenger RNA from Myotis daubentonii (Daubenton's bat), 2185 nucleotides. RefSeq names its product collectin subfamily member 10 (gene COLEC10). Gene Ontology annotation, molecular function: growth factor activity. Gene Ontology annotation, biological process: ossification. The record is from RefSeq and is a predicted model, not a curated record. NCBI's taxonomy places the organism in Eukaryota, Metazoa, Chordata, Mammalia, Chiroptera, Vespertilionidae.